AUGAAACUUGAUCCCGACAAGAAGCAAAAAAGUUCGGCUUUUGAUCUGCUUCAAUCUGAGGCCACUACCUUCCAAUCUAUUGGCGAGUUUAAGAAGGCCAUUAAAAGUUUUACUAAGGCUCUAGACGUGAAACCUGGCGACAAAAAUUGUCUGGUAUCACGUGGUCGGUGCUAUUUAAAGAUCGGUGAUCCGGAAAGAGCUCUCAAUGACUCCAACGAUAUUCAAACCAACGAUCCUCAAUAUGUCAAGAGCCUACUAAUAAAAGCGGACGCUCUCCACGAAAUGAUGCAAUUUGAAUACGCCCUGAUGUUCUACCACAGAGGUUUGAGACUGAGGCCCGAGAUUCACGAGUUCAAACAGGGGGUUCAGAGGGCCCAGGAGGCUAUUGAGAAUUCUAUUGGGGAAAGAUCUGGAAUCGUACUGGACACGAGCGGCGAUCUGACCUACUUUUCGUAUGACCUUGACAUGCAGGUUAAUAAUAAUAAUAAUAAUAAUAAUAAAAAUAAUAAUAAUAAUUUUAAAUCCAUGUGCAAUCCCAAAACCUGCAAGCAACUACUCGGCGAGUUGUACGCUGACAGGGAAUUCCUUGAGAAUUUAUUAAACAAAACAGGUAUUACUGUUUGUUAUUCCGAAGCGAACGUGAUGAUAAGGUCCUUGACCUUGCAGGGCUUGGACUUUCUGGACACUAGGACGGACUUUUGGCUGCAGCAGAAACCUCUGUCAACAAAGAAAAUUAAUUACAACAACAACAACAAUAAUAAAAAUAAUAUGAAUAAUAAUAAAUAUAAUAAUAAUAAUGGUUAUGUUGAUUGGAGGAAUGAGUUGGUUUCUGUCGAAGAUUUACAAAUUAAAGGUGAAUACAAAGAAAGCAUAAAACGUAUUGCGCAACUUUUUGCAAUCCUGUCGAAGCCUACCAUGCGAGAAACUCCGGAUCGUAUGGAAUUAUUCGCUACCCUACACGGAUACCUUGGGACUGCCUACUCCAAUACGAACCAGUUCGAUAGGGCUUUGAAAGAAUUUAAUAAGGAACUGAAAAUAGCUAAGAAAAAUGACCUAACUAACUGCAAGAUGGAUGGGCUGGAUAACAUCGGGAGGAUAUACGUCAAGUGGAAGAAAUACGAUGACGCCAUUAAAUGCUUCAAAAAGCUUUCGAAAAUCUCCGACUCGACUGAAAAAAUCUGGCUCUAUCACGAAAUUGGAAGGUGCUAUCUCGAAAAAGAGGCUAAAAACGAAAUGGCGGGAAAAUAUGGCAAAAAGUCGCUGAGAUUAGCUCGAUACGAACUCGAUGAUGUCUGGACGCUGAACGCGAUGGUUCUUAUUGGAGAGUCAUUUGAAAACCGCCAAAGAUACAAAAACGCCCUUAAAUCGUACCAGGGCGCGCUGACGACGGCCGAAAAUUUGAAUGACGUCAUAGCGGAAGAGGCUCUCGCUAAAAAGAUCAAAGAUAUUAAAGAUAAAAUAACUAUCGACGGCGAUAAUGAUGAUGAAGAAGAAGAACCGGAAGAAGAGAAAGAUGACGAUGAUGACGACGACGAUGACGAUAGUGAUGAUGGCGUUGGCAGCUGUGAAUCCAUCACAUCCGGUUUGUUAUCUUUAGUAUAUUUGGUGUUUUUUUUAAUAAUUAUUGACGAUGAUUUUCAAUUUCAUUAA
Messenger RNA from Helobdella robusta, 1650 nucleotides. RefSeq lists its product as hypothetical. Lineage: Eukaryota; Metazoa; Annelida; Clitellata; Rhynchobdellida; Glossiphoniidae. Gene Ontology annotation, molecular function: protein binding. The transcript has 10 exons. Gene Ontology annotation, cellular component: cytoplasm. The coding region runs from base 1 to 1650 and encodes 549 amino acids. The record is from RefSeq and is a predicted model, not a curated record.